AUGUGCUCCGUUGUGGUCAAAGUGAAUUCAAGUGUCGCCUUUGCUAUUUCAAACUGCGGUGAGGAGAAUGGCUACGAAGUGGUUUUGGUGGGUCAUUCCUUAGGUGCCGCCGUGGCAGCCGCCUGCUGUGUGCAGCUGCGUGCUGGCCCCGGUGCUUUGAGAACUGCGCGCUGCGUGUGCUACGCACCCCCCGCCACGGUGGACCCCAACCAAGCGGCGGAAGCGGCCAGUUAUAUCACCAGCGUGGUACAUGACGAUGAUUGCAUCCCAAGGAUGUCCAUCUUGUCACUGCUGGAGCUGUACAAAAGUUUGGUGUCAUACAACUGGUUGCCAAGGGCCACGGGUUUGGUGGGAAAGAUGCGAGCAGAUCCGCAGCAGGCGUGGUUCCUGGAGCUGGGUGAUAACGCCUUCAGGAAGACCUUGGAAGAGCAGCUGGAGUCCAUUUGGAAGGAGCAAGCUGGGCAACUUGUGGAAGAGGUGAAGAAGUUGGAAAAACCUCGGCAAGAAGCCCAUCCCUUGAGCAUCCCUGGCUUCAUUGUGCAUCUCUACAGGUGCCCUGGUGGCUAUGGAAUCAUCAAAGCCUUGGAUAGCAACUUCCGAAGCAUAGAGCUGUCCUCCAGCAUGGUGACGGAUCACUUCCUGUCUAACUACAUCAGUGCUCUGGAAACUUUGACCGCCGGCGUUUCUGCAUCGCAUCACAGCAAGCUGCAGCGUUUGCGAGACUUCCUGGGGGACGGCGACGAUGUCGCUGAGGUGGCUGUGCAAGAUCGCCUUACCAAAGCCUCAGCAGAUCGGUCAGAUUUGAUUGCGGAGACCGACUACUUGACCAUCGAUUCAUCGCUUCACGAACGGCACGCGUCCACUAAAGCGCCGGAGAACCAAAAAGCCUUUGCCAGCGACAGGGUCCAAGCCAACCUAGCGGCUUCGGGGAAGAACACCAUGCCACAAGCUGACGUGGAGGUGAAGGCGCCACCGCCAUUGGGCGACUCGGUCAGGACAAGUGGCCCGGACAUGCGAAAUUUUUCGGAGCUCUUUGGGACGGAGAUGGGCCGACGUGCGCAGCCCAUCACGGAACGACAGGAUUUGUUGGGUACUACGAAGUGUUCGUUCCUGGACUUUCGAAACGAGAUCGAAUCUGCUCGAAAGGAUCCCGGAAGGAUCUCUCAAGCAGAUUCACCUCGAAAUCGGAAGGAGGCUGAGAUGUCCUCGACCCUGGCUGCUCUCCCUGUGGCCGCAAAGGUGCCAGAACUGCAGCAGGCGAUGGACGCAGAGCGUGGAUUCUGGGAUAGCAAGGAUGGCUUUGGCAUCGGUGCGGAGGUCUCCCGUCGUCGGCGAGAGAAGGACUUUCGCAAGGAUUUUAAAGGAGACGUUCACCAUUUGCAGCGGAAGCAAGAAUGCCUGGGCUCUACGCAGGUGAAAGAAAACAUCGGCCUGGACUCUACGUGCGACGCAUCAUCCAGGAGGGAGGCACUUGAAUCAGCUCGCAGUCAGCAGAGGCUGAAGGCUCCACAUUCGCCCAUCAAGCACUCAGGUGCCAAGCGAUCUGAGCCUGGGUUCGGUAUCAGAAUCAUCGCAGGGACCUUCAGGGAAGGCUUUGAGCUGGAGCACUUUCCCUUCGACGUCCAGGUGCCAAUCCUGCGGAACCAAUUCACGGUGAUGACGGACUUCGAUCUUUCUGGCCCAUUGAUGCAAGGUAUAUGAUUGAGACCAUUUUUCUGCUGAUCCAUGUGCUUCUGGGAGCCCUGAGUUUGCAUUAUAUGUUUCUCGGGUCGAAAAAACUGGCCCGAUUGCAGGAGGUUUGCUCGGCAAGUGACGAUGCCCAGCAAUAGAAAUUGCCAUGAGUUGGGCCAAG
Messenger RNA from Cladocopium goreaui, 1852 nucleotides. Lineage: Eukaryota; Dinophyceae; Suessiales; Symbiodiniaceae. The record is from the annotation of a GenBank genome assembly.